This is a messenger RNA of Daucus carota subsp. sativus, 481 nucleotides long. Its product is annotated as acyl-CoA-binding protein. The coding region runs from base 97 to 360 and encodes 87 amino acids. The transcript is spliced from 4 exons. Lineage: Eukaryota; Viridiplantae; Streptophyta; Magnoliopsida; Apiales; Apiaceae. The record is from RefSeq and is a predicted model, not a curated record. Gene Ontology annotation, biological process: fatty acid metabolic process. Gene Ontology annotation, molecular function: fatty-acyl-CoA binding.
GUUAAACUUUUUGUGUUAAUCAACUUGUAACGCUACAAAACUUGUUAUAAAGCCAACUUACAUACACACACACACUUAUUUUCCAUUGCACGCAAAAUGGUUUUGCAGGAGGAAUUCGAGGAGCAUGCUGAGAAGGCUAAGACCUUGCCAGAGAGUACCACGAACGAGAACAAGCUUAUACUGUAUGGAUUGUAUAAGCAAGCCACAGUGGGAACAGUGAAUACUAGCCGUCCUGGUAUUUUCAACAUGAGGGACAGAGCAAAGUGGGAUGCAUGGAAGGCUGUUGAAGGAAAAUCCAAGGAUGAAGCUAUGAGUGAUUAUAUUACCAAGGUAAAGCAGCUGCUGGAGGAAGCUACUUGAUCUCAUUUAAUCUGUUUCUGGACAUGCAAACAAUAACAUAAAUAAUGAAUCAUUUAUAGGAGGUUCUGCUACCUGUAUUUCAUGUCAAACCUUUCUGAUUGAAUACAUUUUACUACUACUA